AAAGAAAGCAGCUGAAUGGAGUGAGUUUUUUGCUUUCGCGUUCUCAGAUUGGCGACAAAAGAAAAACAUGGGCUCCGCGACUGCCAUUUUACAUAGUCUUGAUCAGUGCUGUCCCCACAGAUCAUCCAUCUGUCAACGUAAUGUGGUUCGGGGCGUCGACUACGCGAAACAGCGACGAGAUAGCCGGAACGGAUCUAGAACUGGACCUAGCGGACUCGAAAUCGUCCUUUUGGGCCGCUUCCGUUCCGAAAGCUAGUUGGUUUAUUUCCUGCUGAAAUAAUAAAUAGACCGGGUUGGCCCUGUCAGAUCAAGAUGGUCAGGCCGAUCCGUGAACUUCAGGCACCAUGGCGACCCCAAACACAGCUCUGGCGUCGGAAGACGUGUCGAUCCAGAAUGACACGGACAGUGCCGCUACUGUCUUCGUCAAUGACCCUGCCAAUGGAGAAAAGAAGACCAACGACAACGACAACUCCAGCGGCUGGAAGUUGAUGCCAAGAGUCAAGGAGACACACGAAAGAGAACUCGAAGCCGGUUUCAAGGGGCGUGAGCUUGGGGUUACCUGGAAGAACCUCACCGUGGAGGCUCCCAGUGCGGACGCCGCCGUCAAUGAGAAUCUCCUUUCUCAGUUGAACCUCCCGAAGCUCAUCAAGGAAAGUCGACACAAGCUGCCGAACAAAACUAUCCUCGACAACACCCAUGGCUGCGUGAAACCAGGAGAAAUGCUCCUGGUUCUUGGUCGACCCGGUUCAGGAUGUACCACGCUCCUGAAAAUGCUGUCCAACCGACGGGGUGGCUAUGCUUCUAUCAACGGCGACGUGAAGUUUGGGGCAAUGAGUCAUGAGGAGGCUGCCCAGUAUCGCGGCCAGAUUGUGAUGAAUACGGAAGAAGAGCUGUUCUUUCCAACACUCACAGUUGGACAGACCAUGGACUUCGCCACAAAGCUCAAAGUCCCAUUCCACCUUCCCAACGACGUCCAAUCUCGAGAGGAGUACAGGGCUGAGACGAAAGAAUUCCUACUCGAAUCAAUGGGAAUAUCACACACUCGCGAUACCAAGGUCGGAAAUGAAUUCGUCCGUGGAGUGUCCGGAGGAGAGAGGAAACGUGUCUCCAUCAUCGAGUGUCUUGCAACGAGAGGUUCCGUGUUCUGCUGGGACAACAGUACUCGUGGAUUGGAUGCUAGUAGUGCGCUGGAGUGGGCAAAGGCCCUACGGGCGAUGACUGACGUGCUUGGGCUGGCCACCAUCGUCACCCUGUACCAAGCAGGAAACGGUAUCUAUGACCUGUUCGACAAAGUUCUCGUGCUCGAUGAGGGCAAGGAGAUCUACUAUGGUCCUAUGACGGAGGCUCGACCCUUUAUGGAGAGUCUCGGCUUCGUCUGCAGAGAGGGCGCAAACGUUGCUGAUUAUCUCACUGGAGUAACUGUGCCUACGGAGCGUCAGAUCCGCGAAGGAUACGAGAGUAGGUUCCCCAGGAACGCAGAGCAAAUCCGCUCCGAGUAUGAGAAGUCCGAUAUCUUCACGCGAAUGACAAGCGAAUACGACUACCCGAAUACUGAAGUUGCCGUUUCCAGAACGGAGAACUUCAAAGACUCUGUUGCGUUCGAAAAGGAUACACAUCAAUCGAAGAACAGCCCUUACACUGUCAGCUUUCCUGAUCAGGUCAAAGCAUGUAUCAUACGACAAUACCAGAUCCUGUGGGGUGACAAGGCAACCUUUUUGAUCAAGCAGAUUUCCACCCUGGCCCAGGCUCUUAUAUCGGGAUCCCUUUUCUAUAACGCUCCGGACAACUCCGGUGGUCUCUUCGUCAAAUCGGGAGCCCUUUUCUUUUCGCUCUUAUACAACAGUCUGCUUUCCAUGUCCGAGGUCACGGACUCUUUCCAUGGACGACCAGUUCUCGUGAAGCACAAAUCCUUUGCUUACUUCCACCCAGCAGCAUUCUGUAUUGCACAGAUCACUGCUGAUAUACCUAUCAUCCUUAUCCAAGUCAGCAUUUUCUCCAUUAUCGUGUACUUCAUGGUUGGCCUGACUAUGGAUGCUGGUCUUUUCUUCACGUAUUGGAUUAUCAUUUUUUCCGGGACUAUGUGUAUGACGGCAAUGUUCCGAGCUGUUGGAGCCGCAUUCAAAACCUUCGACGGUGCAUCCAAAGUCUCAGGUUUCCUCAUCAGCGCAUUGGUCAUGUAUACCGGAUAUAUGAUUCGAAAGCCAAGUAUGCACCCGUGGCUAGGCUGGAUAUAUUGGAUUGACCCUCUGGCAUAUGCUUUCCAGAGUCUCUUGGCAAAUGAGUUCCAUAAAAAGACUAUACCUUGCGUCGGAAAUAACUUGGUCCCAAGUGGUCCUGGAUAUUCUGAUCCAGCACACCAGUCUUGUGCAGGUGUCGGGGGCGAGGUACAAGGCCAAGUGACCGUCAAUGGAGAUUCGUACUUGAAGUCUCUAAGCUACAGCCAUGCCCACCUCUGGAGAAACUUUGGAAUCGUGUGGGCCUGGUGGGCGCUGUUCGUGGCGGUUACCGUCAUCUUCACGUCCAGGUGGAAAUCGCCAUCCGAAUCAGGUAGUUCAAUGCUUAUUCCUCGAGAGAAGUUAAAGCAGGUACACGCUGCUCGCAAGGAUGAGGAAUCACAAGCGAAUGAAAAACAGAUUGGCAGCAGCUCCUCGUCAGGUACUGGGGUGCAAGCUAGGAAUGCUAUCGAUGACAAUCUGGUACGGAAUACAUCGGUUUUUACGUGGAAGAACCUCACCUACACGGUCAAGACCCCCUCUGGUGAUCGUGUGCUUCUUGAUAAUGUGCAGGGAUGGGUGAAACCUGGUAUGCUAGGUGCCUUGAUGGGUUCAUCAGGUGCCGGAAAGACAACUUUGCUGGAUGUGCUUGCUCAGCGCAAAACCGAUGGUACGAUUCAUGGUUCAAUCAUGGUCGAUGGACGCCCACUCUCUGUUUCAUUCCAGAGAUCUGCUGGUUAUUGUGAGCAGCUUGACGUCCACGAACCUUUCGCAACCGUCCGCGAGGCACUAGAAUUCUCCGCUCUUCUUCGUCAACCUCGCCAUGUUCCCAGGGAGGAGAAGCUGAAGUACGUUGACGUCAUUAUCGAUCUGCUGGAACUUCACGAUCUCGCAGAUACCAUGAUUGGUAAGGUGGGCGCAGGCCUUUCCGUGGAGCAGAGGAAGCGUGUCACUAUCGGCGUUGAACUUGUGUCCAAGCCAAGCAUCUUAAUCUUCCUGGAUGAGCCCACCUCGGGUCUGGACGGUCAAGCAGCUUACAACACAGUUCGUUUCUUGAGGAAGCUCGCAGAUGUUGGUCAGGCGGUCCUUGUGACUAUUCAUCAGCCGUCAGCCCAACUGUUUGCUCAGUUCGACACUCUCUUGCUUCUUGCAAGAGGAGGUAAAACUGUUUACUUUGGUGAUAUCGGCGACAAUGCCCAGACUAUCAGAGAAUAUUUCGCCAGAUACGGGGCUCCCUGUCCCCCGGAGAGUAACCCGGCGGAACAUAUGAUCGACGUCGUCUCUGGUGUUCUUUCUCAAGGGAAAGACUGGAAUAAGGUCUGGCUGGAAUCUCCUGAACAUGACUACACGGUGAAAGAGUUGGAUCGGAUGAUCAGCGAGGCUGCCGCCAAACCAGUGGAGACGCAGGAUGAUGGACAUGAAUUUGCAAUGCCGCUGUGGGAACAAACCAAGAUAGUGACUCAGAGAAUGUCGACUGCACUAUGGCGCAACACCGACUACGUCAACAACAAGUUCGCCCUGCAUAUCGCCUUGGCUCUGUUUAACGGUUUCUCAUUCUGGAUGAUUGGCGAUACCGUGUCUGACCUCCAGCUGCGCCUUUUCACUGUUUUCAACUUCAUAUUCGUCGCACCCGGUGUCAUCAACCAACUGCAGCCACUGUUCAUUGAGCGUCGUGAUAUAUACGAGACUCGGGAGAAGAAAUCUAAGAUGUAUUCCUGGAAGGCAUUUGUGACGGCCUUGAUUGUUUCCGAAUUCCCAUACCUCUGCAUCUGCGCUGUCCUCUAUUUCGUGUGCUGGUACUACACUGUCGGUUUCCCCAAUGACUCGAACAAAGCCGGUGCCACUUUCUUCAUCAUGCUCAUGUACGAAUUCGUCUACACCGGAAUUGGCCAAUUCAUUGCUGCCUACGCACCUAACGCCACCUUCGCCGCUCUCGCCAACCCUCUCAUUAUCGGUACCCUGGUGUCAUUCUGUGGUGUCCUAGUGCCCUACGGCCAAAUCCAAGCCUUCUGGCGUUAUUGGAUUUACUACCUCAAUCCAUUCAACUAUCUGAUCGGAGGCCUCCUAGUCUUCAAUGUCUGGGACGCGGACAUCAAAUGUGCAGAAUCGGAAUUUGCCAUCUUCGACCCUCCCAACGGAACUACCUGCGGCAAUUACCUCUCCGAUUACAUGAAAGGUUCCGGCAUCUUUGCAAAUCUCAUCAACCCUGAUGCAACCUCGGGAUGCAAGGUCUGCCAGUAUAGGAAAGGAGCGGACUACCUCUACACUGUCAACCUGAAGAAGUAUUACUAUGGUUGGAGGGAUGCUGCAAUUGUUGUCAUUUUUGCCAUCAGUUCUUACUCGCUUGUUUACGUCCUUAUGAGAUUGAGGACGAAGGCUUCCAAGAAAGCGGAAUAGUGGUGUUAUUCCCAGUCUUUCUUAUUCGAUCGGGACUUUAUGUUCCGAAGUUUCUUUGUUCGUGUCUCAACGUUUUUCUUUCGACCAUCAAUAGAAGGUAUAGCUACUUCUCUUCGCUAAAGAUUACAUAGACUUGUGUGGUGCAUAUAGAUGGGCCUGUUUAAUAAUUUCAAUAUACUAGUUUCGCAAUUAAUUCUACGUCUAUAAUAGCUC
This is a messenger RNA of Paecilomyces variotii, 4823 nucleotides long. Its product is annotated as ABC-2 type transporter-domain-containing protein. The transcript has 2 exons. NCBI's taxonomy places the organism in Eukaryota, Fungi, Ascomycota, Eurotiomycetes, Eurotiales, Thermoascaceae. Gene Ontology annotation, biological process: transmembrane transport. The record is from RefSeq and is a predicted model, not a curated record. Bases 345 to 4610 code for a protein of 1421 amino acids. Gene Ontology annotation, cellular component: membrane. Gene Ontology annotation, molecular function: ATP binding; ATP hydrolysis activity; ABC-type transporter activity.